AUGCCCAGGAACCCCCAGGAACGCCCAGGAAGACCCAGGAACCCCCAGGAACACCCAGGAAGACCCAGGAACCCCCAGGAAUGCCCAGGAAUGCCCAGGAAUGCUCAGGAAUGCCCAGCAAUGCUCAGGAAUGCCCAGCAAUGGCCAGAAAUGCCCAGGAAUGCCCAGCAGUGCUCAGGAAUGCCCAGGAACACCCAGGAACAGCCAGAAACACCCAGGAAUACCCAGGAACACUCAGGAAUGCCCAGGAAUGCCAAGGAAUGCCCAGGAAUGCCCAGGAACACCCAGGAUCACCUAGGAAUGCCCAGGAAUGCUGAGGAAUGCCCAGGAAUGCCCAGAAACAGCCAGGAACACCCAGGAAUGCCCAGAAACACCCAGGAACACCCAGUAACGCCUAGGAACACCCAGGAACACCCAGGAACACUCAGGAAUGGCCAGGAAUGUCCAGGAACACCCAGGAAUGCCCAAGAAUGCCCAGCAAUGCCCAGGAACACCCAGGAAUGCCCAGGAACACCCAGGAAUGCCCAGCAAUGCCCAAGAACACCCAGGAAUGCCCAGGAACACCCAGCAAUGCCCAGGAAUGCCCAGGAAUGCCCAGGAAUGCCCAGGAGUGCCCAGAAAUGCCCAGGAACACCCAGGAACACCCAGCAAUGCCCAGGAAUGCCCAGGAAUGCCCAGCAAUGCCCAGGAAUGCCCAGGAACUCCCAGGAACACCCAGGAAUGCCCAGGAACACCCAGGAAUGCUCAGGAAUGCCCAGGAAUACCCAGGAACACCCAGGAAUGCCCAGGAAUGCCCAGGAACAGCCAGGAACACCUAGGAAUGCCCAGGAACACCCAGGAAUGCCCAGGAACACCCAGGAACACCCAGGAAUGCCCAGAAACACCCAGGAACACCCAAGAAUGCCAAGGAACACCCAGAGCAGGGGACAAAGAAAGAUUCUCCCCUAG
Messenger RNA from Trichechus manatus latirostris (Florida manatee), 948 nucleotides. RefSeq names its product translation initiation factor IF-2-like. The transcript has a single exon. Lineage: Eukaryota; Metazoa; Chordata; Mammalia; Sirenia; Trichechidae. The coding region runs from base 1 to 948 and encodes 315 amino acids. The record is from RefSeq and is a predicted model, not a curated record.